This is a messenger RNA of Hippopotamus amphibius kiboko, 2612 nucleotides long. RefSeq names its product chromosome 2 C15orf62 homolog (gene C2H15orf62). Bases 696 to 1223 code for a protein of 175 amino acids. Lineage: Eukaryota; Metazoa; Chordata; Mammalia; Artiodactyla; Hippopotamidae. The record is from RefSeq and is a predicted model, not a curated record. The transcript has a single exon.
GAGGCAGCGUGGUGACACACAAAGCAGGGCUGCCCCCCAGACAGUCCCCAGAGGAACCUUAAGCUCCCGGGUGCCCCAGGGUGUUGGCCGAGCUGCCCCAAUCCCUGCCUGUGGAUGCUGCAAUUACCUCAGCGUGAAACCCAGAUUCCCACCUGACUGAGUCAGCGGAAGACAACAACACACCUCCACCGUCACACACUGGCACAAACAGCCAAGCCACUAAUCACAGUCCGGGAGCCACGGGCGGCGGCAGAGAGGCCAGUGCCCGUCGUCCAGAGAGAGGGCGAGCCUGGCCCACCAGGAACCCAGCACUGGGGAAGAAAAUCCACCUCUGAUCGUGCUAGAGCUGCCCUCACUUCAGCUCUGUAAGUGCUGUUUCUUCCUCCUGGGGUUUUUCCACUGCCCUAUCAAGUAACCAGGCCACUCCUGUCCCUCUGAGAAACUCCUGCUGCGGGAACUCCCAGCUCCUGGCUCUCCUGGACAAGUGCGCCCACUUCCCGGGACCUCAUCUCACCAUCCACGAUGCUGGCAGAAGGUCCCUGCUGAGCAGAAACCCGGAGGCCUGUGCUUCUGCUAGCGAGGCGUGCCUCCCUGAUUCUUGCCAUUCACUGCUCCAGCAGGACCAGAUGGUCCCUAGCUGCCCUUGAACCAGGCUUCUGAGGUACCAGGCUUGUUUGCUGGCUCCCCGGGGCCCCAUGGAGACCUGGCGGAAAGGCUCCUUCCGCAGCGCCUCGUUCUUCAAGCAGCUGAGCCUGGGGCGGCCACGGAGACUCCGACGACAGGGCAGCGUGCUCAGCCAGGCCAGCACAGCCGGUGGGGACCACGAGGAGUACAGCAACCGAGAGGUCAUCCGGGAGCUGCGAGGGAGGUCGGACGGCCGGCGCCUGCCACUGUGGGGGGACGAGCAGCCCCGGGCCACCCUGCUGGCCCCGCCCAAACCCCCUCGCCUCUACCGAGAAAGCUCCAGCUGCCCCAACAUCCUGGAGCCCCCGACCGCCUAUGCUGCUGCCUACUCUGCCACCCUGCCCUCCACGCGCUCCCUGGCGGAGGCCCUACACCAAUCCUCCGAGGAGGACCUUUUGGACACGCCCCACUUCCAGAGGACACCUGCUCCGGACCUCAGCGAUCCUUUCUUCUCCUUCAAAGUGGACCUGGGGAUUUCACUUCUUGAGGAAGUUCUACAGAUGUUGAGGGAGCAAUUUCCCAGUGAGCCCAGCUUCUGAAUGGGGGAGAGGGUGGGCACAGGUGGGUGAAAGAGCCAGAAGCCUGGGGACCGAGAAAAGGGAGAGGACAGUCAUGGAUUAAGGUAGGAAUAGGAAUCCAGGUCCCUGCCUGCCCUCUGGGUCCUGAACAGUUCUCGGAGUCACCCCAGAGUGGAGGGAGAGAGGUACAGAGGUAAGGUGGAAAUGUGAGGGGGGCACCUGCUGGCAGGAACCCUGAAGGCAGCUAGCUGGGCUGGAAAAGGGAGGCCACGGCUGCAACCACAGGGACCAGGCAGAGGCCAGCGAAGAGGAAGGGUGGCAUAAAGGGCGAGUCCAGGAGAGGAGACACACAGACUCAGCACAACAAAUGGGUGCCCUGCACCAGCUCCCUCUGAAGCCACUGUCAACAGACAGGUUACAGGACAGGUCUGGGCAAAAGUGGUCCAAUCCAGGCUGGUUAGGAAAGUGGGAGACCUAAGGGGAGAGGGAUGAGACAGGCUUGCCCUUGUCCAAUAUGGUAGCCACUAGCUACACGCGGCUGUUUACAGUUAAACUAAUUGAAAUUAAAUGCAAUUACAAAUUCAGCCCUUAGUCACAUUAGCCAUAUUUCAAGUGUUCAACAGCCACAUAUGACUAACAGCUACCAUACUGGACAGCGCAGAGUGAACCUUAACAUCACUGGAGAAAGUUCUAUGGGGCAGUGCAGGCCUAGACCAUGGCCUGGGGCCUGGUUGGGGGAAGGGGGAAGCAUAUGGGGCCUGCAAGAGAAGGGAGGGGCUGGCAGAGUAGGAAGAGUGAGGCAGGUAGAGUGUAACUCAGGAAAAAGGCCAAACAAAUCACUAGCAGAAAAGAGGCAUGAGAGACUCGAAGUGCCAACACAGCUGGCCAGAGCACUCCCUGGUACCCGAGGGAGGAGGCUCUAGGGAAUGCCAGGCACAGACACAGCUUGUGAAGGCGGGCUUUGGGGAAUUCCCAGAAUUACUAGUUUUGGGAGCCCUUGGGAAAUGCAACAAAAAACAGUGGCAGGUUUCCCUCCUUCCUGCACCCAUGAGAAUAUUGGAGGACGGGAUCAGGGGAUGGACUCAAAGCUCAGGUGGUUCCAGUGAAGAGGCACCGCUCGUCUCCAGAAUCCUCACCAGGACCAAGGAGCUUUGCUUUGCUCCAAAGCUCUGACGAUGGGGGCUGUGGCCCCACCCUAACGCCUGGCCGGGAGACUUGCAGCCAGAGCCCAGUUGGCUGCAUGUGGUUCUGACACCCCAGGCCUUUCCAGACGUGCCAGACGGGAAAAGGGAAGCCUGGACACACGCUGUCUGCACAACUCAAACCUUGUGGCCGCCCCCUUCCCUCCUCUUGUGCGGAUGUGCUGAGCUGAAAGCCCCCCUGUGUGUGCAGAUGAUAAAUAAAAUUCUU